AUGAACACUAAUAUAUUGUUUAGAAUAAAUAGUAGGUUGUUGAUUUUCAGGUUAUUGGAUUGCAGAUUCACUAGUAGCUUGGCUAGGAGCACCAAAGGGAAGGAGUAUGAAGAAAGGCUGAGACCAUUCGCCUUUAAUAUCCCAUUACCUUCGCUAUACGAUCGCGUUCAUUUAUUUGUAGCUAAAUGUCUUACAUACGGGUGGAUUUGGGUCGGAGUGAGUCUGUUAUGCCUAGGAUCUAUGGGCUCUAUAAAGAUGUACGCUAGGCACGAUGAGAAGAAGCGCUAUUGUUUAUAA
This is a messenger RNA of Babesia microti strain RI, 297 nucleotides long. RefSeq lists its product as hypothetical. The transcript is spliced from 2 exons. Lineage: Eukaryota; Apicomplexa; Aconoidasida; Piroplasmida; Babesiidae. The record is from RefSeq and is a predicted model, not a curated record. Bases 1 to 297 code for a protein of 98 amino acids.